AUGACAGAUUCAGCUGAUCCUCAUAAAGACCAUCUUACAACACAAAAAGAAGCUCAUAGUGAAGAAGAAUUAAAUGACAGUAUGAUUGAUCAAAUAUUACAAGAAAGUGAUGAUAAUAAUAAAACACAUCAUGAAUAUGAAACAGAUGAACAUCAGGAAGAUGAUUUAGAUGUGAGACCAAAUGAUGGUAUAGAGGAAGAAGAAUUAGAAGAUAGAGAGUAUGAAAAAGAAAUUGGUAUAGCAAAAGGAGUGAAUGAACUUAAUGAAACAGAGUCAUCUGAUGAUGAAGGAGAAGAUUUAUUUAAUCCUAAAUUAAUGGAUGAAGACUAUGAAAGAAGUGAAGAAAGUGAAUAUGAUGAUCCUAAUUUGAUUAACAAUGAGAUUGAACAUAAUGAAGGUGUUGAUGAAAUUGAGGCUCGAAGAAAAGCAGAUGAAGAAAUUGAUAGAAGAAAUGCACUAAUGAGGAAAGUUAUUGAUGAAGAAGAUUCAAGUAUUGAAGAAUUUAAUUUACUUGUUGAACAACAACAUAGAAGAAGGAGUGAAAUUGAAAAAUUAACAAUGAGACAAGACACUGAUAUUGUCAUUCCACAAUUUGGAUUAAAUGAAGAAGAAGUAAAAGAACGAUUUAAGCAACGAGAAAUAGAAAAAAUGCCAAUUGAACAAUUACAAAUGAUGAUGAGUGAAGCUGAAAGUAAAUUACAAAUGUAUACUAAAGAACAUAUUAAGGAUGCUAUUUUAAAAGAAGAUGUUCAUGAUUUGUUAGUAGAAACAUUAAAGAAUUUUUUAUUAUAUUACACAGAAACAGAGACAUCAAAGAAUGUUGUUUAUAUUUUAUCAAUUAGAAAAAUGGUAAGUAGAAAUUCAGGAAGUUUGGAUGUUAGUUUUCUACAUCUAGCAAAGUCAUCAAAGUUAUUAGCUCAAUGGAUUGUAUUAUGUCCAUCAAGUGUAAUACCAAUUUUUUCAGAAGCUGCAACACAAGCCACACUCCUAUUAUAUCCAGAUUAUAAAGAUAUUAGAAAACAAGUUAAUGUUCGUAUUGUUGAUUAUACUACAAGAAUAGCAAUUAGGGACUUAAGACAUUGUCAUAUUAAUACUUUAAUUCGUGUUGUUGGAAUAGUAACCCGAGUCACUGCAAUUUUUCCACAGUUAAAAGCAGUGAAAUAUAUUUGUUCAGUAUGUCAAGCACGAUUAGGACCAUAUUUUAUUAAUAAAGAAAUGAAUAAAGUUCCACAACUUCAAGUAUGCACUGUUUGUCAAUCAAAAGGACCUUUUAGUAUUGAUGUACAGAACACAAUUUAUCAAAAUUAUCAAAAGAUUACAAUACAAGAACCACCUAAUAGUGUUUCUGCUGGAAAUGUCCCUCGUACAAAGGACGUUAUUUUAUUAGGUGAUCUUAUUGAUAAAGCACAACCAGGAGAAGAAAUUGAUAUAACUGGAAUGUAUGUCCAUAACUAUGAAACAGGACUUAAUCGUAAUUUUGGAUUUCCAGUAUUUUGUACAGUUAUUGAAGCAAAUACUAUAGAAAAAAGAAGUGGUGAUGUUAUUUCAACAACAAUAACUCAUGAAGAAGAACAAGAAAUUAGAAGAUUAGCAAACAACCCACAAAUCUUUCAAAUCAUUAUUAAUUCAAUUGCACCAGCAAUAUAUGGACAUGAUGCCUCAAAAGCAGCAAUUGCACUUGCACUUUUUGGUGGAGAACAAAGGGUUUUAGUUGAUAAAGGAAAUCAUAGAACGAGAGGUGACAUUAAUGUACUUUUACUUGGUGAUCCAGGAACUGCCAAAUCACAAUUAUUAAAGUAUUCACAAAAAUUAGCACCAAGGGCUGUUUUUACUACAGGAAGAGGAAGUACUGCUGUUGGUUUAACUGCAGCUGUAAAAAAAGAUUCAAUGAAUGGAGAAUGGGCAUUGGAAGGAGGUGCAUUAGUUCUUGCUGAUGAAGGUGUAUGUUUAAUUGAUGAAUUUGAUAAAAUGGAUGAUCAAGACAGAACAUCUAUUCAUGAAGCAAUGGAACAACAAUCAAUUUCUAUUUCUAAGGCUGGUAUUGUUACUAGUUUAAAAGCACGUUGUUCUGUUAUUGCAGCAGCAAAUCCUAAAACAGGAAAAUAUAAUCCAAACAAGAACUUAAAUCAAAAUGUAAAUCUAACAGAACCUAUUAUUUCUCGAUUUGAUCUUAUUAUGAUUGUUAGAGAUGUUGUGGAUUAUGAAAAAGAUUAUAAAUUAGCACAAUUUGUAGUUGAGUCUCAUUCAAUAAAUCAUCCUGAAGCUUCUCAAAAAAGAGAGUCAAUUGCACCAAUUGUUAAUAAAACAAAUAUCAUUUCACAUGUUUUAUUAAAGAAAUAUAUUGCUUAUGCUCGUCAAAAUUGUCAUCCUAAAUGGAGUGGGACUGUUGGAUCACAAAUGAUUCAACAAGCUUAUAUAGAAAUGAGAAAAUGUUGUGAUAAAUAUCAUACUGGGCAAGUUACUGCUCGUCAAAUUGAAGCAAUUAAUCGUCUUUCAGAAGCACAUGCUAAGAUUCAUUUACGAGGAGUUGUAACAACAGAAGAUGUUAAAAUUGCAUUAAAAAUUACAUUAAAAUCAUUUAUAAGUUGUCAAAAAACAGAACAAGCAAAACAAUUACAACAACAAUUUCAAAAUUAUUUGAAUUGA
Entamoeba nuttalli P19 is the source of this 2646-nucleotide messenger RNA. RefSeq names its product DNA replication licensing factor, putative. Lineage: Eukaryota; Evosea; Mastigamoebida; Endamoebidae. Gene Ontology annotation, biological process: double-strand break repair via break-induced replication; mitotic DNA replication initiation; DNA replication. Gene Ontology annotation, molecular function: 3'-5' DNA helicase activity; ATP hydrolysis activity; ATP binding. The coding region runs from base 1 to 2646 and encodes 881 amino acids. The transcript is spliced from 2 exons. Gene Ontology annotation, cellular component: MCM complex; nucleus. The record is from RefSeq and is a predicted model, not a curated record.